CACCACUCUCACAAAAGCUCCACCCGAUUCUUCAACCUCUUCGAACUCCUCAACGCCCUAAUCCUAUAAGCCUCUUCCUUUUUCCUCCCCCCCCGUCUCUCCCUCCUCUCUUUCCUAUCCUCAUUCCUCGAGUUCCUUACUUUCACACAUUCGGGACACAGACCAACCCUGCAAGGUGCAUAUGCAUCUCCAUUUUGCGUUACACUUUCCACUCUUCUGUUCUGAAGUGACCAUGCUCCACAGGGGUGAGGACGGGACUCGGCUGCUGGGCAACGGACGGGUUCUUGGACUUUGUGGGCGCAGGUGAUGUAUUUGACUUUUCGCCAUUUGCACAUUAUUGGGACGGUUGGUUGGUGGGCAGAGAGUCCUUUUUGCUGAAUGUGGUUUGAUGGGUGGGAGAUUUGCUUCAUGAGGCGAGAGUAUCGUUGCUGGCUUGUUGUGCAAGUCGAGGAUGAUGGCGAAGUAAUUUGACGAUGGAUGACUGCUUGAAGAAAAAAUGCUUGGACGGAUGAUUACCCAAAGAGAUAAUAAUGGUGAUGAGAUGAACAGAUUCUCGACUCUCAGUCCUCUUCCACAACUGGCAGUCGUUGCUGCCAUACCUCAUCAUGCGAAAGAAAUCUUCUCCUCCAUGACUUGGGAAAAAGGCAAGAGCAGCCCCCCAAACUCCAUCAAUUUCCUUCCCAUCCCAUCCUUUACACAUCUUUCCCAAAUCACCUCACACAAUCUGAACAAUAUCCCACAACAGCAGGUACAUACACAACAUCAUUCGCCGUAACACUCUGCACACAAUUGCUUGCUUGCUCCCAAUCUCCACACCGAACCCCUCGUCGUCGUGCUAAUCGACAUUCCAAAAGAUCAUUGAUUAUAUGCUUGCAAGCAAUGUAGUAUACUCUUCGAUGUUUGCACAUUAUUACUUCGAAGCAAAUAGUGGAUGUUCGCAGAAAGGAGGCUUGUGUCGAU
Molecule: messenger RNA, 960 nt
Organism: Aureobasidium subglaciale EXF-2481
Lineage: Eukaryota; Fungi; Ascomycota; Dothideomycetes; Dothideales; Saccotheciaceae
Exons: 1
Coding region: 497-775 (92 amino acids)
Source: RefSeq, a predicted model, not a curated record